GCCUUGUGAAAGUCGGAGCAGCUUGUCGAAACUUGCCAAAUCAGAGCAGCAGCCGCUUUUGCUCUCGUCUCCCUCGUCUCUCCCGCGCGAUUCCACUCUCAUGGUCAACCGUGCGCAGGCAUACAUAUGGGGGGACUGGGGAGGAGGGGUCUCCAUGUUCCUCCUCCAUUCGCGAUUAUAUAUUAAACAAAAAAUUAAGCAGCAGCAGCAGCGGCGGCGGCGGCGGCGGCUAUUAAUCCUUCCAAGCUCCCUCCCUCGUAGCCCCAAGUGGCCAGCUAAUUUUAGCCCACCGUCCGUAGUCGAGGCUCUCCAAGGCAACGGACACACAGAGGACCAGGAAGGAGAAGAAGGGGGCCGGCAGGCUGCAGCAACAAGAAGGGCGCUUUCCAAAAUCCAAAUCCACGGCUAGCUUUUACGCUUACGCAAAGAUCAGAGGCCAGAGGGGGAUUGAUUGAUCGGGGCAAGGGAGCGUCUGUUGCAAGGACGCACGCAGGAGAUUGAUUAGAGGGAGAAGAAACCACACAAGAGAGAGUGCUCAAUCAUAUCGCCGGAGGGAGGAGAUGAAGUCGCCGUUGCGGAGGCUCAGGGGCUUCGGCCACCACCACCCCAAGGAGCGGAGGGGCCACGAGCCGCCGCCGGCCAAGCUCGACGAGCUCGUCUGCGCCGCCCAUGUUCGUACCUUUCAUCCCCACUACCCUAUUUGUUUUCCCCCCCCUACUAUUGGAAUUUCUUGGCGAAUUUGGAUUUUGGGAGGCGUCGUCCGCCUGUGAGAUGUCGCGGUUUCCACGGCCUACUUUUUUUUUAGAUUUUAUUAGGUGGAUUGUUUUGGAUUUUUGAUUGAUGAUUGGUUUGCUGGGAAUGAUCAAACUGUCUAGUUUUUUCGUCAUUCAGCGCGACAGGACGGAUGAGAUCAAUCAAACUUUUUUUAUUUUAUUUUUCGGUUAAUUAUAUUAUCGCCAAACACUAGCGGCUCAUGUGUCAUCACCAUGCAUGAUGCAUCCGCGACCCAUUUGCAUUAUUCCUUCGAAAAUUUACUUCUUCGUUGCAGGACAGACUAUGUGGGGGCCUUAAUUCUUUUCUAUCUUGACCAGGAAUAAAUUAUUUACAGUUUUAGGAUCACUGGCUAUCAUUGGGACAACAUUAUCAUGCCUAAAUUUAUAGUAUUUCUCUUUAAUUCAGCAAGUGUUAUUAUUAUUUUUUCUUUGAAACGGAGUGUUAUUAAUUUUUUUUUCAAGUCAAAGUAUCUUUUGGGUAAGGUAGUUGUUAGGUUCUAAUCCAUGUAAAAGACUUGAAACCUCCUUUGCGUGUCUGCUGGGGAUCACCUUGGCGUUUUGGGGCUUGGUUCUUGCUGUUGCUGGUCAAAGUCUUCACGAGGAAACGUCCAUCAGAGAAAGUUGCUAUAAAAAAUGCCAGCCAUCCAACGUGAUCUUGACCGGAGAGGACACGUUAUCGAUGGAGACGUGACGAUAUAGCCUCUCAUGUUACUUGGAUAUUAUCAACAAAGGGUCUUUCCGUCGUAUGAAGGCUUGCUUUGCAACACGACGUAUUCGUUCCAGAUGCCGCGUAAUCGACGCUAAGCUCUUUGGACUUCUGACCAUAAGCUUCUGACCAUAACGAUGCAAUAUAUAAGAAACUAUUAAAGCGUACGUGUUUCUGAAGCAGACAUUCUGAUAGUACAAUUUUUGCAGUAAAUGUUAGGCUAUGUUUUCAGCAACGCAAAGCAUGGCAGAACAUAAAUAUAUAAUUAAUAACGGUGGAAAAGAAGCUUGAAAUUUCUUGUUGGCGCAACAGCUGCAGCAUUUUCCAUGAUGCAGGAUUUCAUCAAGUACUUGUUUAGUGACAAACUGACAAUGGCGAUGGCGUCACGUGCUUUGCUCACUCAUAUAGGAUGGAGACUGAUGUUUACCAAAUCUUACAUUCUGAACGUAUCACUCUUAAGGGAAUGGGAUCAUGUGCAGUUUGUUGCUAGCACACAGUUAAAAUGUAAAAGGAGACCAAGAGGUGAACAAUCAUCCGCUUGUGGGUUGUGCGUUAUUGACUCUGAAGUAGUGUUCUCAACUUCUCUGCAGGAGGUGGAAGACAUGAGAAACUGCUAUGAUGGCUUGAUUUCAGCUGCAGCCGCUACAACAAAUAGUGUAUAUGAGUUUUCUGAGGCUCUUGAGGAACUGGGUGGUUGCUUUCUCGCAAAAACUGCACUCAAUGGUGAUGAUGAUGAUAGUGGUAGAGUGCUGAUGAUGCUGGGAAAGGUCCAAUUUGAAUUACUAAAGUUUGUUGAUACUUAUCGCUCAAAUAUCAUUUAUACUAUCACAACCCCAUCAGAGUCUCUUCUCAAGGAGCUACAGACUGUAGAGGAAAUGAAGCAGCAAUGCGACAUGAAAAGAGAAGCAUAUGAAGCUAUGAGGGCAUCCUAUACAGAAAAGGGAAGGUCAAGGCAUUCCAAAGCUGAAACAUACUCUGCAGAACAACUGCAAAGUGCUCUCGCUGAGUACCAAGAAGAUGCAGCACUGUUCAUAUUUCGCUUAAAAUCAUUGAGGCAAGGGCAAUUCCAUAGCCUUUUAACGCAGGCUUCUCGACAUCAUGCUGCUCAGUUAAGCUUUUUCAGGAGAGGGUUGAAGUGUCUUGAGGCACUCGAACCUCAUGUAAAAGCAAUAGCUGAGAAGCAGCACAUUGACUACCAGUUUAGUGGUCUUGAGGAUGAUGCAUCUGACAACGAUGAUUACAGCUCUGACCAGGAUGAUUGCAGUGAUGAUGGAGAGCUUAGUUUCGACUAUGAAAUAAAUGACAAGGAUCAAGAUUUUCUUGCUUCAAGAGGUUCAAUGGAUUUAGAUAAAAGAGAUGUGACGAAUUCCCCGCAGCCAGUAAAAGAAAGCAUGCAGGAAGAGGUCAAACAAACCAAGCGAAAUGUUAUGACUCCACGAGUGAAGCCAGAGUUUAAUACACACUCAGCACCUAUUCUGGCAGGCAAUUUACCGGAUCCAGCUGAGAUAUUUUGGCAAAUGAAGCCAUCUUCAGCCAAACAUUCGUACAAACUUCCAAUGCCAGUUGAUGACAAGGAUCCCAGAUCAGUAGGUGCUCACCGUUCACAUCAUUCACAGCAGUUGGAAAGUAAACCUCGUGUCUCGGCGAAUCCGUGGCAUUCAUCUCCACUGAUGAAAGAUUUUAGGCCAGGUGGCCAUUUGAAAAUGCCAUCAAGUACGGAGAGGAUAUCAACGUUCUCCCAGUCGGUUUCUGAUUACAAGAAGAUGAAGAGGGAAUCUUGGUCUGGUCCAAUACCAAGCAGACCAGGGUUAAGCAAGCCAUCUUCUCUGAACGAUCAUAGAUCACCCAUGGCACAACAUCUUGUGAUGCCAGGAAAUUUGCAAUGCCACUCCCAGCAGCUGUCAUCUUUGUCCCCAAAAGUUUCCCCCAACAUGUUGCCACAUCCAACAAAAUCACCAAAGAUCAGUGAGCUGCAUGAGCUGCCUAGGCCUCCAGCCAAUGUGGAGUCCCUCAGGCCUUCUGGUUUGGUCGGUUACUCUGGUCCUCUGGUAUCGAAGCGUCAGACUCAAAUCCCUGCAGCAACAGCCCGUGUGUCGCCGAUGGCAUCACAAACCCCCUCACCACUUCCGCUACCACCUGCUACCCUCACUCGCAGCUACUCCAUACCCUCAAAUAGCCAGAGGAUACCAAUCAUCACUGUGGACAGAUUGUUGGAGGCUAGAAAUAGCAGGGACGGCAGUGAUAUUUCUUCCCCGCCGCUUACUCCGCUGUCACUGACUGAUCUGUCCCAGCAGCAAGGAACAAAAACAACUACAAGUCGCACAAGGAUGAAUGGAGCCUUAUGACACACACCAACCAAAUCCAUACUGAUCUUAGUUGAUUUUGUAAGUAGUGAUGUAUUGUAGGUUCAUAUUCAUUAUAUUCUUUCAUUCAUUGUCUGUGUUGCAAAGGAAAAGGACGGAAAAAGUAAUAUAUACUGGUUACAUAAUGCAAGAACAUCGAACCUCCGGUUCAGUUUUC
Messenger RNA from Sorghum bicolor (sorghum), 3999 nucleotides. RefSeq lists its product as uncharacterized. The record is from RefSeq and is a predicted model, not a curated record. The coding region runs from base 1806 to 3824 and encodes 672 amino acids. The transcript is spliced from 10 exons. Gene Ontology annotation, molecular function: protein binding. NCBI's taxonomy places the organism in Eukaryota, Viridiplantae, Streptophyta, Magnoliopsida, Poales, Poaceae. Gene Ontology annotation, cellular component: cytoplasm.